This is a messenger RNA of Closterium sp. NIES-67, 2204 nucleotides long. Lineage: Eukaryota; Viridiplantae; Streptophyta; Zygnematophyceae; Desmidiales; Closteriaceae. The record is from the annotation of a GenBank genome assembly.
AGCAACAGCUUGGGGCCUCCCCUCUGCUCCCUGCCUCGUUCCUUCUUAGUUCCGUGGUGGUCGGGUCGGGUCGGGUCUAUCUCGUGUCAUCGUCGUUCCGUCGACUAAUACCGACGUCAGAGAACAUGCUUAUGCUCUCACUUUCCCUUACAGCACCCCGCUGCUGCGAUCCGACGUCGCGUGAUGCGAUCUGACGUGGACCUCUGAGCGCCCUCCUACUCUCCUUACCCCGCCCUCUCCCUCUCCGUGCGCGUGCCUUUAUUAUCUGUAGCCAUCCGUUGCUGACAUCGUCGCGCGUCGUGACUUCGGGGCCAAGGAUCCCUGGAAUCCGGUGCUUCGCGUGGCGCCUUCUCCGUGCCUGCCCCCCUGUUCCCAUCACCAUCCACAGUACUACUAGACGCUGACGCUGACGGCUGACGGCGGACGGCUGGCGGCGGACGGCUGACGGCUUCCGGCAGACAGCUGACGGCUGACGCUGAACUCACACAGCGCAAGCACAAAUGGCCGACCACCAGCUCGUCUCCCAGCACCAGCAGUCCCAGCAGGCGCAGCAGCAGCAGCCGCCCGGCGCGCUGGCGCUGUACCACGAGCGGCAGGAGGCGGCGCUGUGCGGCGUGCACUGCCUAAACGCGCUGCUGCAGGCGCCGCUCUUCGACGCCGCCGACCUCGCCGCCAUCGCGGAAGGGCUCGACCGCCGCGAGCGCGCCGUCAUGGCGGAGGGCGGGGCGGGGGAGGCGGGGGAGGCGGGCGUGGGGGGAGGCGGUACUGGCGAGUCGGAGAACGCAGCGGCGGAUGGGGAUUUCAGCAUCCAGGUGCUCUCCGAGGCUCUGUCCGUGUGGGGCCUGUCGCUCACGCCCCUGGACGCUGAUAACAGCGUGGCGAGGGACGCGCAGAGAAACCCGCACUCGCAGACUGCGUUCCUGUGCCACCUGCAGCGGCACUGGUUUGCGCUGCGGCAGGUGGGCGGGCACUGGUUCAACUUCAACAGCCUGCUCGCUGCACCGCAGCACCUCUCCGAGUUCUACCUGGCAGCAUACCUCGCCUCGUUGCGUGCCGAGGGGUGGACCAUCUUCGUGGUCACCGGCGCCUUUCCCCCCGGCCCCCCGCCCUCCUCCGCCUCCUCCGCUGCCAGUGGGCGCUGGGUGACGGCAGGACAGGCGAGGGACGAGCUGGCAGCUGCUGCCGUGGCCAAGGAGUGGGAGGAGCGGGAGGUCAGGGCGGAGCAGCAGAGGGAGAUGCAACUGGGGGGGAUGGGACGGAUGGGAGGGAUGGUGGGCGGGAGGGGUGGUGGUGAUGAUGGCAGUGAUAUUGCUGCCAUGGGGGGAUUUGGAGAAGGGGGUGUGGGGGGUGAGGACCGGGAGUUGGCACGCGCACUGGCGGCUAGUCUUGCUGCGGCUGGGAGUGAGGCACUGGUGGGAAGUGCAGCGAGCAGAGCAAGCGCCGGGGGAGGGGGGAUAGGAGGAGCAGGAGCAGGAGCAGGAGCAAGGGCAGGGGCACACGGGGAGGCGGCAGGAGGGGGGUCAAGCAUGGCAGCAGGCCCCUGGGCAGGAGUGGGGAGACGUUUGGGAGGAGCACCGGGUGCGGGUGAUGGAGUUCAUGCAGGGGGCGCGUGGGCGGAGAGCCAGUACGAGGAUGACUUGGCGCGGGCAAUCGCUGCCAGCAUGGCGGAUGCGCAGGGCGGUGGUGGUGGGGGCGGCGGUGGGCAGACAUGACAGUGGGGUGGGGGGGCGUGCUUGGUGGUGUCGGGUUGUUGGUGCUGUGCUGCCUGCCAUGUGGUGUGGGGUAUCGUGGAGAGGCUUGGCUUGGAGGGGAGUGUUGCUGCUGUUGGUGGCGAGGAAAGAGGGGGCAGGUACAGAGGACAGCAGCGUCGGUCUUUGACAUGGGGUUAGCCCUUCACUUGCACUCAGGACCACUGGCUCGCACACUCGACUGUACAUGUCCCGCCAAAUAUGUGCCACUCGCACGCACACACCUCUGUUUACCCACCUUGAAGCCGAGCUCGUUAUGGUUGCACACACACAUUCGUGGCAUGGUCCUCUUUUACAGACAAAAACAGUCUGAACGUCUGAUUUUCAGACUGUAUUUUUCGACUCCGUCUGAUUUGGCAGACAAUAAAUAUUUUGUCUGAUUGGCUUAGACAAGGUUUUACAAUUUGUCUGAUUGUUUAGACUAGCGUUUCUACCUUAUAUGAAUCGACUAAUAUG